AGCAACAUCUUUUCCUAAAGUUGAGUGUCGAUACAUCUGCCUCGCGUCGCGCCCGAUGUACAGUUGACCUGUCCCGGACCAGAAGGCCUGUUCGGACGCUCUUUUGAAGCGACGCGGGACUGCGAAGACACGAGAGCCGACGCACAAGAUGAGAUUUUCAGGGUUUAUUUCUGUCCUGCGGUCGGUCGGCCCGGUGGUAAUCGGCAUUUCUUUAGGCUUCACGUUGAGUUUGCUGAGUGUGAACUGGACGGAAGAAGCGUGUUACCUUGACGGUAAGGAGGGCGAGGAUGUGACCGUGGGGCAGGAUGGACAGCUCAAAGGAGCCCGAAAGCCCAACUCCAUUUCCACCAUCAACGAUGUGGAGUCCGAAGAGGAUUUUGAACCAAGAAUAGUCCCAUAUAAACAAGUCCAGCAGAGCGCCCCGAAGAAAGUUUUCAGGGCUAAAUACAUAAGCACAGAGUUGGGGAUGCGAGAGCGUCUGUUCGUCGGGGUCCUGACAUCCAAAAACACCAUAAACACCUUGGGCGUAGCUGUCAAUCGCACCAUUAGCCAUCACCUGGACACUGUCGUCUUCUUCACCGGCAUGCGCAACCGCAAAGUCCCCCACGGCAUGUUUGUCGUCUCUCACGGGGACGAGAGACUGAUAUGGAACAUGUUCCAGAAUAUCAAAUACAUUUUAGACCAUUACAUCAAUGAAUACGAUUGGUUCUACUUUGUCCAAGAUGACGCUUACACGGAAGCCGACAGGAUCAAAUCCCUGGUGGAUCACCUCAGUAUGGACCGAGAGCUUUACAUGGGCAGUCCUGAGGAGUUCAUAGGUGGAGAGAUGGAGGGGAGGUACUGCUACGGCGGGUUCGGGUACCUCCUGUCACGUACCUUGCUCCUCCGGCUCCAGCCCUUCCUGGAAAACUGUAGGAACGACAUCCUGAGCGCAAGGCCUGACGAGUGGCUCGGAAGAUGCAUCAUCGAUUACACGAACACAAACUGUGUCAGUGAAAACGAGGGCCUUCAGUACCACCAUUAUGAGUUGGGAAAAAACUCGGAUCCCAGCAAAGAGCAGAGUGAACAGUUCAAGAAAGCUCUGACUGUCCAUCCAGUGUCUGACCCUGAACAGAUGUACCGGCUGCACAGAUACUUCACUGAGAUUGAACUCCAGAAGACUUAUGAUGAGAUUGCUAAACUGCAGGCAGAAAUAAAGAACGUGAGCGUGGUUGCUUUUGAGGGCAACCGAAGUGCCCAGUGGCCCUUGGGGAUCAAUCCACCUUUUGAGCCGAAAUCUCGGUUUGAAGUUCUGAAGUGGGAAUACUUUACAGAGGAGGAGAUUUAUUCGUGCAUCGAUGGCUCUCCGAAGUGUGAACUGAGCGGCAUUGAUCGCAUGGAUGUGGCUGAUGUAAUUGAGAUAGCCAUGGGAGAGCUGAACAAGAAGUACAAGCCUGUCCUACACCUGAAGAAGCAGCAGCUGAUUAACGGCUAUAGGCGCUUCGACCCCACCAGGGGCAUGGAGUACACCCUGGACCUUCAGCUGGAGGUGGUUAACCAGAAAGGUCACAGCCGAUCCAUCACCAAGCGGGUUCACCUGGUGCGACCUUUGAGUCGGAUUGAGAUCAUUCCCAUGCCCUACGUCACUGAAGCUACAAGGGUUCACAUCAUUAUACCUCUUACUCUCCAGGACCGAAGCUAUGUCGACCAUUUCCUGGAAGUCUUUGCCUCAAAUGCGUUUGAGACCAGUGAAAAUGCCAUCCUAACAUUCUUGUUUAUUUAUGACCCAGUGGAGGCACAGCAAGUUAGCCAGAAUGACAUAUUUGCCAGCGUGAAGACUCAGAUAAAUGCUUAUGAACGCAAGUACCCUACAGUAAAGAUCCCAUGGAUAAGUGUCAAGACGGAAACACCGUCCCAGAUCAAAUUCAUGGACAUCAUCUCGAAGAAGCACCCGGUUGACACGCUCUUCUUCUUGGCUAAUGCUAACACACACAUCAAUUCAGAAUUUCUGAACCGCUGCCGCAUGAAUUCCAUAAACAACUGGCAGGUGUUCUUCCCCAUCCAUUUCCAGGACUACAAGCCUGAUGUGGCCUAUCACAGCCAGCAGCGUCCGGUCACCAUUGAUCUGGUCAAAGACGCGGGCCAUUUUGACCGCAGGUCAUUUGAAGAGGCGUGUUUUUACAACUCUGACUACAUGGCGACGCGCACACGAAUGGUGGCAGAUGUCCAAGAGAAUGAGGAGAUUCUAGAGACCCUGGACAUCUUUGACAUGUUCGUCAAGUAUUCGGGUCUUCAUGUGUUCAGGGCAGUGGAGCCAGCGUUGCACCAGCAGUACACCUACCAAGCCUGCAACCCGCGGCUGAGUGAAGACAUCUAUCACAGAUGUGUUCAGAGCAACCUGGAAGGUCUCGGUUCUCGCUCUCAGCUCGCCAUGCUGCUUUUCGAGCAGGAACAAGGAAACAGCACUUGAAAACACCGGCGAACAUCUGCUCCUGCGUGUGUUUAAAUGGAUGUUAAAAGCUGUGUGUUUGUUGGAUUAACCUCUUUUUUUUUUUUAAAUUUGGGUUGAACAGGAGCAACACAUGUAGUACCACCCAUAAGUCAACCCUCUGCCCUGAACACAACCCAUUACUGGGGCUGUGGUUGCUUACAUAUGUGACCCUGCCUAAUAUUCUCCAUCUUUCAGCGUGCAUUAAGGGUUAUUUGGUUGAGCUAGUUUGGGACAAUGAAUGCAGUACAUUCCUGAUGGAACCUUUUCUUAAAUGUUUACAGUACUUUUCCAUACAUAUGAGUUGCUGGAACCAAAUGCUUUUGCUGUUUGAACGAUCAAACUCACAAUAGCAAAACCUUGACGUAGCUCUGACUUAUUCGGCUGUUACUUUCAAGGUGUCCACUACACGUCCAGCAGACACAGAGCUACAUACCUUCCCCGGGUCCAGUAUAAUUCCAGUAUUUACUUGGGAUUUUAUCUUGUUUGGUACAUUAAAUCCUGGAAGACAUAUCUUCCUUUCAACCAUUGCAUGUCGGGGAACUAGCAUACAAAAGACUAAUCUGAGAUAAUGUGUUGGAUACAGGCUGCUUAUCGUUUGUUUGGGGUGUUUGUGUCAGUUUCAACUAAACAGGGAGUUGAAAGGGGCAAAAAGCUGCGAGCGGUUUGUUGCUUUUCAGUGAGCUCACAAAUACGAGCAGCAGUGCUUUCACAUUUACAGAAUGUCAUUUGAUUCAAUGUUAAUAUCAAAGUCUUUGUUGAAAGGAGCUGCAGUGUACAGCUCCAGUAGAUCGCAGCACAGGUUGUGUGGCCCCUUCACACGACGGUGUUGAAACAUUGAGCUUUUGAUUUUUACUGUUUGUGUAUUUACAAAAACGCAUCUUUGUAUCUGUGCCUUGACACUGACGUUUCAUAUGAUGACUGUUUCGAAAUGAUCUUUAUGUUACACAGUUUUGCGGUUCACCCCUCCAGGUGAUGCAUAGCUGAUGUUUUUCAGUAGAACUUUGGUAUUGUUACGACAUGUAGAACUGUUUUGAAAUGGGUGGGAGAGUUUAUCCCUCACUGUGGAUAAAGCCUGUUACAUAGCUGGGAGAAUUGAAUGGUUGUCAGUUAACUUUACAUUUUUUAAAGGUAACUUGGAAGUAUUAUGAGCCCAACCAUCCACAGGUUGUAUUAGUGCCUGAAGGAAGGGGGGGGGGGGUUCUAGCAAGUAUCCUUUUUUGGUCUUCAGAGGUCAUAAAGGCUGGUGUGUUCCAGCAGAGUGAACUUUUUCUCCUUCGAUGUCGCAAGAAAAUUGCGACAUGCUGGAGGCAAAGUGUGAAUAAUGGGGGGAAAAAAAUCACAUCGGUAAAUGUCUGAAGUGAUUGCACAGGUGUGUCAUUUUUUUUGUCCUCAUUGAACUAAGUGGUACUUUAAAGCAUAAUUUAAUUAGUUUAGAAAUGAUUGAAAUUAAGAAUGUAUGAGAUAUUUUUCCACAUCACCAAGUAUAGCAGACAGUUUUUAUACACUAAAAAAUAUGUUUAACUGUUCCAAAGUGUUUUGGACGGUUUUGUUAAAGAUUUUGUAAGUUAUUAAACGGUGUCAUUGAUCUCCAUUUCCUGAGCUCAGUUUGAGAAGUGGUUGUUUUCUCCCAGUUGCAGUGCAGUCCACUGGGAGGCCUUUUCUACAUGACUGAGUGGUGGUGGAGGUAGCGGUACUGGACACCAGAAAGUUACUAGUAUAUUAUAAUGUGCAAUAUUACACAUAACACAACUAUGUAGAUGCCCGAUGUGGAGGAUGGAACUUCUUAUUUCAAAGACAUUUGCUGCAAGUACAGCAGUGUGUUUAUCACAAUACUGUUCAUGACAUUACGUAGAGUAAGGCUCAUGCUUUCUGUUCAAUGUUAGGUAAAUACACUGUAAUUUGUUUUGCAAGACCUUUAAUGUAUUUUGCUGACACUAGACACUUUUCAUCAUCAAAUUUACUUUGAAAUACAUAAAAUUAAGGAAAGUCCUUUUAUUUAACUUUAAUUGGAUUCAAAGUAUAUGUUGGAAACACUACGUCCGCAGUGGUGGUCCUCAACAGUGUUUUCUGUAUUUUCUGCCAUGUGAACACAGACUAUGGAGGUCAGUUUUUUGCAUUCAUUUUAUAACGCAUCUCUUUGUUGACGAGAGCAGAUUUUCACCGUGACCGUGCUCCAGCUGACGUAAUAUGAAUGUUCAACUUGAUUCUUUGAAGAGUAUGACACUAAUAAUGUGCAGAAAUGGAAACCGAAUCAUCCAAAAAAAAACACUGUGAAAGAUGGAGGGCUGAGAUUACAAUAUGAAGUUGUUGUGGUGAUCUGCGUCGUCUUUGCCUUCUGCAGACGUGAGAAGCUUAAAAUUCAGCGAGCGUGGCAGAUUAAUCACCCUGUGUUGUUAACACAGCCACCAUCGCUGAGCGAAGUCUCUAAGUAUUUUGUCCAUAACUUAUUUAUCUGUCAUUUCUCGAUGAAUUAUGCAGAUUCUGAAUACUUCCGCACUAACAGAGGCUUUCAUGACAUUCUCUGUACAUGUAUGAAUAUUUUAUAGACUCUAUUUUUAAGCCUUUUUUUUUAGCUUCAUUUACACAGCAAUUGAUAUUUUAUUAUUUUUGGUGAAGAAAUUAAAGGUAUACUGUAUCUUACUUUGUGUUUUGUUCUUGGAAAAUCAUGUGAUUUGACAAUUAAGAGGUGUCUAGUUCAUUUUCAAUUAAGUAAUUCAUUUCAAAAACAGGCAAAUGCAUAGGCUUAUUUUAAAAUUUCCAUCGAUGUUCGGACCUAUUGGUUUACAUUCUUUUAUGUAUAUGGGUACUAUAACCAAAGCAAUACAUUUUAAUAAAUGCUCAUCACAUUUAAAUGUGUGCUGUAAUUCCCAAUGAACUGUGAAUUAUUGUAAUUUUUUAAUAAAGACUAUUUGAA
Messenger RNA from Chelmon rostratus (copperband butterflyfish), 5384 nucleotides. It is a transcript of the gene chpfa, whose product is annotated as chondroitin polymerizing factor a. The transcript is spliced from 4 exons. Bases 149 to 2449 code for a protein of 766 amino acids. NCBI's taxonomy places the organism in Eukaryota, Metazoa, Chordata, Actinopteri, Chaetodontiformes, Chaetodontidae. Gene Ontology annotation, molecular function: glucuronosyl-N-acetylgalactosaminyl-proteoglycan 4-beta-N-acetylgalactosaminyltransferase activity. The record is from RefSeq and is a predicted model, not a curated record. Gene Ontology annotation, cellular component: Golgi cisterna membrane.